Molecule: messenger RNA, 2299 nt
Organism: Anolis sagrei ordinatus
Lineage: Eukaryota; Metazoa; Chordata; Lepidosauria; Squamata; Anolidae
Gene: ZAP70
Product: zeta chain of T cell receptor associated protein kinase 70
Biological process (GO): protein phosphorylation; intracellular signal transduction
Cellular component (GO): cytoplasm
Molecular function (GO): ATP binding; non-membrane spanning protein tyrosine kinase activity
Source: RefSeq, a predicted model, not a curated record
CCAUUCGUCUCGACUUCCUUUGCCGUCACCAAAGCGAGGAAAUGAGGUCAAGGCUUCAAAGGCGAUACCUCCAGCGCACAGAGUCUCACAUCUACCAUUCGCACACGUCUUCCGGACGCUCAGCUUCCAAUUCGAUCCACUUCUUCUUCAAGAGACAUUUUCACCGACUCUCCGAUCAGCCAUUUCUGAAGCACCCUAUGAUCACAAUUUUGGUAGCUCCAGGAUCCUCCUGAGAUGCCCAACCCGGCUGCUCACUUGCCCUUCUACUUCGGCAGCAUCUCCCGUUCAGAUGCUGAGGAACACCUGAAGCUGGCGGGGAUGUCAGAUGGGCUCUUCUUGCUUCGACAGUGCCUCCGAAAUCUUGGAGGCUAUGUCCUCUCCGUGGUCCACAAGCUCCAGUUCUACCAUUAUUCCAUUGAGCGGCAGAUGAACGGAACCUUCGCCAUCGCUGGGGCGAAGGCUCACUGUGGACCCGAGGAGCUCUGCGAGUUUUACUCCAAGGAUGCUGAUGGGCUUUGUUGUCCGCUCCGGAAGCCCUGCAACCGCCCCAAUGGCAUGGAGCCCAAGCCUGGCAUCUUCGACAAUAUCCGGGAAAACAUGGUGCGCGAAUACAUCCGGCAGACGUGGCAUCUGGAGGGAGAGUCGCUGGAGCUAGCCAUCAUCAGCCAAGCCCCGCAAGUGGAGAAGCUCCUGGCCACCACGGCCCAUGAAAAGAUGCCCUGGUUCCACGGUCCCAUCUCCCGGCAGCAAGCUGAAAGCCGGCUCUACUCUGGCUCCCAGCCGGAUGGGAAAUUCUUGUUGAGGCAAAAAAAGGAGAAUGGAUCCUAUGCCCUGUCCCUCAUCUAUGGAAAGACAGUUUAUCACUACCAGAUCUUCCAGGACAAGGCUGGGAAAUACUCUGUGGAAGACGGGAGCAAGUUUGACACACUUUGGCAAUUAGUGGAAUAUCUCAAACUCAAACCUGAUGGCUUGCUCUACUAUUUAAAGGAGGCCACUCCAAAUCCUGAUUCUCCAACAGGAGCCACGGCUUCAUCUCCGCCGGCACUUCCCUCUAGUUUGCCGCCUCGAAGAUUCACAUCCCAGAACUCCGAUGGAUACACGCCCGAACCCAUUGGAAUCGGGAAAAAGUCUCGGGUGCUGCCCAUGGAUACUUCAUGUUAUGAGAGCCCUUACAGCGAUCCUGAAGAACUCAAGGAUCGGAAAUUGUUCCUAAAGAGGAGCAACUUGAUGGUUGACGAAGUCGAAUUGGGGUCUGGCAACUUCGGGAGUGUCCGGAAAGGAGUUUACAAGAUGCGGAAGCGGCACAUCGACGUGGCUAUAAAGAUGCUGAAAAGUGGCAACGAGAAGGCGGACCACGAUGACAUGAUGAAGGAGGCCCAGAUCAUGCACCAGCUCGACAACCCUUACAUCGUCCGUGUGAUUGGCGUCUGUGAGGCGGAGGCUCUCAUGCUGGUGAUGGAGAUGGCCUCCGGAGGGCCCCUCAACAAGUACUUGUAUGCCAAAAGGGAGGAGGUCUCCGUGAACAAUGUGGUGGAAUUGAUGCAUCAGGUGGCCAUCGGGAUGAAAUACCUGGAAGAGAAGAACUUCGUCCAUCGGGACCUGGCAGCUCGCAACGUCUUGCUGGUCCACCAGCACUAUGCUAAGAUCAGUGAUUUUGGCCUCUCCAAGGCGUUGGCAGCCGACGACAGUUACUACAUGGCUAAGACUACGGGAAAAUGGCCCCUGAAGUGGUAUGCACCCGAAUGCAUCCUCUUCCGGAAGUUUUCCAGCAAAGGCGAUGUCUGGAGUUAUGGGGUGACCAUGUGGGAAGCGUUCAGCUAUGGACAGAAACCAUACAAGAAAAUGAAGGGUCCCGAAGUUGUGACAUACAUUGAGGAAGGGAAGCGGAUGGAAUGCCCCCCCAAGUGUCCCCCGGAGAUGUACAAACUGAUGAACCAAUGCUGGACAUUCAAGUGGGAAGACCGUCCAGAUUUUGCCACAGUGGAGACGCUGAUCCGGACCUAUUACUAUAGCAUCGCUGAUAAGACGGAGGAAAAACCAGAGGAACGGGUUAAAACCACACGUGCUUAGCUUUGGAAAUGAACAGAUGACACACACACACUCUUCCUUUGGCACGCUCAGCCUUUUGGAGUGGAUGAAUUGCUCCGGAUUGGGAAGAACAAUGGUUGGUUCAAAAGCCGAGAGUCUCCUCCUCCUCCUCCUCCUCCUCUCCUAAUCCAAAAUCCUCCUAAAUUUUUCCAGUGCUCCAAUAUAUCCAAAAAGUAUACUUUGAUGUACCCCAAAAGUAUUAAAAAUGACC